AUGUCAGAUAUAAGCAUCACUCUUGAUGCCCUCAUCAAGAUACAUUCACACUCAUUCAAGUACUGCACUCAUGCUGUCAAUGGAGUCUUGCUUGGAAAGGUUGCAAAGUCAUCUCUUACCAUCACAGAUGUCAUCCCAUUGUUCCAUUCAAUGACUCUUACGCCAAUGUUUGAAGUCGCCAUGAUACAGAUCGAAGAGUAUUGCAACAUCAAUCAAAUAGAUAUGAUUGGCUACUAUCAUGCCAACGAGAAUACACAUGAUAAAGAAAUGGAACCAAUCUCAAAGAAGGUUGCAGACAGGUUGUACAAUGAGUUGAGCUCAAUGUGCUUUAUAUCAAUUACAGAGAUCACUCAAGACAAUCAACUAGGACUGAUACCUAUUGGCAGAGCAACUGAUGGUCAAUGGGUAAAGAAUGAGGAUAAACAGCUCAAACUCACUGAUAGCGACGCAGGCACAACACCAAAGCAAGCGAUACAGGCCGUUGUCAAGGCUGGAAAAGAGAGACUGUUCAAUGAUUUCGAAGACUACCUCAACAAUCCAACACUUGACUGGUUGAAUAAA
Messenger RNA from Acytostelium subglobosum LB1, 561 nucleotides. RefSeq lists its product as hypothetical. The annotation marks the transcript as partial. Gene Ontology annotation, cellular component: EMC complex. The record is from RefSeq and is a predicted model, not a curated record. The transcript has 3 exons. Lineage: Eukaryota; Evosea; Eumycetozoa; Acytosteliales; Acytosteliaceae.